AUGAUUUGUCAUUUACCUCAGCAAAGGAAUAUGGGAGCAUCUAAAAUAGUAGUUUUCUCUGGAAGCUGACUGACAUUCACGGAGUCUGAAAGCAUAGCUCUUCUCUGCCUUUAACGAGGAGCAAAUGCCGUCCCCCCGGCGAGGAGCAGCGCUUUCCCGCGUCCCUCAGGGCGCCACGUGACCACAGCUCGGCAACUCCAGGGGGGGGCACCCCCUGCCGGAGACCGCCAGAGCUCCGGGAGCCGCCCCACCCGGAAGAGCCCGGCCCGCGGACGCGGCGAGCAGCCAAUGAGGGAACAGCACACGGCGUUUCCAGGCGAGCGCAAGCCCCGGGGGCGGGACUUCCGGUCUCAUCCGCCAGGAGGUCUCUCUGCCUCAGGUUGGGUCUGUUUGUCCCGUAAGCUGCCGGAGCGCGCGUCAGGCUCCGGUGACCGGCCGUGAAGACGCGAGGGGAGGCGCUGUCCUCGCCGCACGCGGUCGAGUCCGGGUGUCCGCCCACCUCCGGCCUCGCUCGGCCCAGCGAGUCCGAUGGCGGCGGCCGCGCGCAGGGGCCCGGCUCCGGGUGGUGUGACCUUUGAGGACAUUGCCGUGUACUUCUCCUGGAAGGAGUGGAGGCUUCUUGAUGAGGCUCAGAGACAGCUGUACCACCAUGUGAUGCUGGAGAACUUUACACUUAUAUCCUCACUGGGUUGUUGCUGUGGAGCAGAGGAUGAGGAGGCACCCUUUGCCCAGAGCACUUCUGUAGGCGUGUCACAGACCAGGACGCCCAAGGCAGCUCAGUCUUCCCGGAAGACCCACCCUUGUGAGAUGUGUGGUCCAGUCUUGAGAGGCAUUUUCCACUUGGCUGCGCACCAGGGAAAAGAAAACAGCCAGAGACUGUUGAGGUGUGGGGCCUGUGGGAAACGAUUUUAUUUCAUUACUGACUUCAGAAAACAUGAGAAACAGCACAUGGGAGAGAAACCCUUCAGAAGCCGUGUGGACAGGGCCUCUGUUGUGAAGAGCUGGGGAUUCCAUGGUGCAGGAAAGCCCCUUACCUGUGGAGAAGUUCAGAAGGACUUCCUGUCUGGCUCGGGGCAUCUGCAGCAAGAGGCCAUUCGUACUGGGGAGAAGCCACACAUGAUCACCCAGUGCAGGGCAACUUUACAAAGCAGAAAAAGUCAUGACCCCUGGGGAGAAUGCAAGAACGUCUUUGGUCCCAAACACACACAUAGUCAGGACCAGGGUGUCCACCUUGGAAGACAGUCCUUUGUGUGCAGUGAAUGCGGGAAAGCAUUCAGGUACAAAUCCUUAUUUGCCAUACACCAGAGAUCCCAUACUGGAGAAAGAUAUCAUGAGUUUGGUAAAUGGCAAACACCAACCCGGAAUGAACAUGGAAAGACUCACAGUGCAUCCAGACAGUACACGUGCAGCAAAUGUGGGAAAUCCUUAGGCCACAAAUCUGUUCUCAUUCAUCCCCAGAGAUGGCACAGUGGAGUGAAGAGUUACGUUUGCAGUGGAUGUGCAAAAGCUGUUAGCUGUAGCUCAGUGUUGAUUACUCAUAGGAUUCAACCUGGAGAAAGGUUUUAUAAGUGUCGUGGCUGUGCAAAAUCUUUUCCCUCUAUGUCUGCCCUCUCAUAUCAUCAGAGAUCUCAUGCAGGAGAAAGACAGUAUGAGUGCAGUGAUUGUGGGAAAUCUUUUACCAGCAGUUCUGUCCUCCAUUAUCACCAGAGAGUUCAUAGUGGAGAAAGGCCUUAUCAGUGCAGUAAAUGUGGCAAGUCCUUUCUCCGAAGAAAUAGCCUCAAUGUACAUAUAAAGGUUCACUCAGGUGAAAGGCCUUAUAAAUGUAACGCAUGUGGGAAAUCUUUAAAGUGUAAGUCAGCAUUCAUUAAACACCAGAGCGUUCACACAGGAGAAAGGCCUUAUGAGUGCAGCGAAUGUGGCAGGUCUUUUCUCCGAAGAAAUACACUGAAUGUACACAUAAAGGUUCAUUCAGGUGAAAGACCUUAUAAAUGUAACGAAUGUGGUAAGUCAUUUAAGUUUAAGUCAACAUUCAUUAAACACCAGAGAAUUCACACAGGGGAGAGGCCUUAUGAGUGUAGUGAAUGUGGGAAAUCUUUUAUCUCUAGGACUGACCUACGGUAUCAUCAGAGAAUUCACACAGGAGAGAGACCUUAUCAGUGCAGCGAAUGUGGCAAGUCCUUUGUCCGAAGAAAUAUCCUCAAGGUACACAGAAAGGUUCACUCAGGUGAAAGGCCUUAUAAAUGUAAUGAAUGUGGGAAAUCUUUGAAGUGUAAGUCAUCGUUGAUUAAACACCAGAGAAUUCACACAGGAGAAAGGCCUUAUGAGUGCAGUGAAUGCGGGAAGUCUUUUAUCACUAGUUCCGUGCUUCAUUCUCACCAGAGAGUUCACACUGGAGAAAGGCCUUAUGAAUGCAGUGAAUGUGGGAAAUCUUUUACCACUAGUUCUGUCCUCCGUGAUCAUCAGAGACUUCACACUGGAGAAAGGCCUUAUGAAUGCAGUGAAUGUGACAAAACUUUUACUACAAGUUCUGCCCUCCAUUAUCAUCACAGAGUUCACACUGGAGAGAGACCUUAUGCAUGCAGUGAAUGUGGCAAGUCCUUUGUCCGAAGAAAUAGCCUGAGUGUGCACCUGAAAGUUCACUCAGGUGAAAAGCCUUAUAAAUGUAAUGUAUGUGGGAAAUCAUUGAAGUGUAAGUCAACAUUCAUUCAACACCAGAGAAUUCACACAGGAGAAAGGCCUUAUGAGUGCAGUGAAUGUGGGAAAUCUUUUUCCGCUACCUCUGUCCUUCGUUCUCACCAGAGAGUACACACGGGAGAGAGACCUUAUGAAUGCAGUGAAUGUGGAAAAUCUUUUACGUCUAGUUCUGCCCUCCGUUCUCACCAAAGAGUGCACACCGGAGAAAGGCCUUAUGAGUGCAAUGACUGUGGCAAGUUCUUUCUCCACAGAAAUAGCCUCAAUGUACACAUCAAGGUUCACUCAGGUGAAAGACCCUAUAAAUGUAAUGAAUGUGGGAAAUCUUUGAACUAUAAGUCAACAUUCAUUCAACACCAGAGAAUUCACACAGGAGAAAAGCCUUAUCUGUGCAGUGAAUGUGGGAAGUCUUUUAGUCAUAGCUGUGCCCUCCGGUACCAUCGUCAGAGUCACCUUGGAAUAAGUCCUUAUGAUUGUAGUGAAUGUGGGAAAUCUUUUACCACUAGUUCUGUCCUUCGUGAUCACCAGAGACUUCACACUGGAGAAAGGCCUUAUGAGUGCAGUCAGUGUGGGAAAUCUUUCACCACUCGUUCUGUCCUCCGUUCUCAUCAGAGAGUUCACUCUCGGGAAAGGCCUUAUGAGUGCAGUGAAUGUGGCAAGUCCUUUGUCAGAAGAAAUAGCCUCAAUGUACAUGUAAAGGUUCAUUCAGGUGAAAAGCCUUAUAAGUGUCAUGAAUGUGGGAAAUCUUGGAAGUGUAAGUCGACGUUCAUAAAACAUCAGAGAAUUCAUACAGGAGAAAGGUCUUUUGCUUGCAGUGAAUGUGGGAAAUCUUUUUUCAGUCAUGAUGCUCUCAGUUACCAUCACAGAGUUCACAGUGGCAACAGGCCUUAGGGGUGCUGCUGUUGUAGGGAAUCUUUCAGCUGUAUCUUCAGUCUCCUUCAACAGGAGGAAAUACAAUUAAUAGAGUCCUUAUGGGCAGUAUUACGAACUGAAUGUUUAUGUUCACUAAAAUUGAUAUGUUCAAUCCCUAUCCUCUAAUUCAAUAGGAUUAGCAUGUGAUGUCUUGGGAGAUAAUUCAAAGAUACAGUUUCAUAAAAAUCUGAAUUAACCCUGGAGUGAGGUCUCAUGAGUAUGUGAAUGACACAAUUCCUUUAGCUCAUUAUCUGUCUUCAUUCCACACUACAGAGUUCACACUGCAGAAAGAGUUAAAAUAUCAUAGAACGUGAGGCAGCCACCUCCCUGAAUGGAACUUUGUUCACCUGAAUGUCUGCAGUUCAGUGACUUUCCAUAAGUUCCAGUCUUUUGGGAAAUAUUCAGAAGUUGCAUAUUGCGUUCUGAUGUGUCUGAAGUUAUUGCUAGAAAUCACUGCCAGAUUCCAUGGCAGAAGUCAUCUCUGCCACCUGGAUGGUCCCAAUAACGUGUCAGUCACCACCCAAUAUGCUUAAGAAUGCUAACCUCUCCUUUGUCAUUUGCUGAUGGAAAUGAUGGGUAAUUGAGCCUCUUCAUUUCCUUCUGAUUUUGGUCAUGCAUGUGACCCAGUGUUGACCAUCAGUAUCUGAUCUGUGUUCUGGGUGGUUACUUGCACAGGAAGACUAAAUCUCUUAGGGACUUGGUCUUACCAUGCUUCUGAUAAAUCUUUGCAGCUUCCAAGUCAGUAACAGGAAUUGGAUGCCACUUGUUGCUCUGGUUUAUGCAUGAAUAGAUGUCUUUUUUAUUUAAUUACCUGUUAUCUUAGGUGUUGUGUUCCCUCUAAGGAGUGGUUUGAAAGCAGAAUUGGGCUCUGCCCGCAUGUAGGAGUGAACAGAUUUCACUGUAUUCCAAAUUUAUUGUGUCGCAGAGAAGAUAAUAUCUACAUACAUACAACAUUAGUAUUCUCCAGCCCGGGCCUUAAUUUGCAUUAACUCUAAAACCUAUCUGAUGGGCUGAAUGUGCACCCACAAUUCGUAUUUUGAAGUUAUAACCCCCACAACCUCACAAUGUGACUAUAGUUAGAUAUAGCAUCUUCAUAGAGAUCAUAAGUUGAAAUGGGUUAUUAGGAUGGACUCUUACUCAGUUUAGCUCGCUUCAUGAUAAGAAGAGAUGAGGAUAUAGGCACACACGGUUGACUGUGAAGGUAGGGAAUCCUCAUCUACAAGCCAUCCCAGAACCCUUGAGUUCACAACCUGAGCUGAAAGUGGAUGCUUAACUGACUGAGCCACCCAGACACCCCUCUUACCUUUUACUUUGGUCAUUCGCCUCUGACGUUGUCAUACAUAUAUGUCCCGUUCAGUCUUCAGUACUGUUUUCUUCUCUGGAUGUGUACCACUAUUGAUCUCUUCAUCUGUUUGGAGCAUGUGGGUUAUUUCCAGUGUUUCCCUUUCACAAACGAAUCCCUUAUUAUGAAAGUUAUAUUUUCAUUAUAAUUCCUUAUGCAGAUAGAGGUUUUAUUUUUCUUCUAUUAAGACUCAAAGCACAAUGGCUAAGUCACAGGUAGGUGAGUGUUAACAUUUUCAUGAAAGGGCCAAAAUGGGAUCUAAACUAUUCACCACUGCAUUCCCACCAGGCAUAUGUGAGAGUUGCAGUAUCUUCAGUCCCUGACAGUACUUGAUAGGGCCAGUCUUUAAUGUCAGCCCUUUUAAUGCAUGUGUAGUGCUAUGUUGUAAUUGCAUUUCCUAGGGAUUUCUGAUUUUCAGCAUUUUUUCAUGUGUUUAUUUACCACGUGUAUAUCUUUUGUGGUGCAAUUUCUGUUCCUAUCAUUUGCCUAUUUUCCUUGAUGUGAGUUAUGUGAGUUUCUUUGUAGUUCCCUUUUUAAUUACAAAUAAGAUAUGCACACAACAAAGAUACAUGUUGGAAUUUUCCUCAUUCACACAUGGUGUGACAUUGUUCUCAGUGGAGUCAUAGUAAUACUGGAAGGCUAUUUCUUCAUUAUUUUUCCUGAGAUUUUUUGUGUCCUGCACAAUGUCAUAGCCCAAAAUACCUUACACAUUUAAGUCUAGGGUGCAUUCUUACCAUUAUGUCCUCAUUUUCUUCUUAAAUCCAGCCAUUCAGAAAAACAAAACUCCAUCUCCGCUUUGUAGUGUUUGCCAAUUUCCAGAGUGUAAAUUCUUUGAGAGCAGGAUAUGCUUAGAAAAAGGUGCAGAAUAACUAUGUGGGUGUUUGGUGGAAAACCACUCACUGGGGGCUGUGAGCUGGCUGGAGGUCUGCAGGAACCUCACAGGCAGGGGACCUUAAUCCUGACAGGCCAGAGGGGAGGGACGUCCCUGAACACCCUGACUGGUGACUGAAAAUCUGGCUGGUCUCAACCUAGUAGUGGCAGUUUUGUCAGGCAUGCCCACCGAGUUCUGAGUUGUUUUCUCCCAUCCCGCCCAGUACACUGAAAGAACUUCUCACCCUGGAGCACCAUCCUCCAAGUGAUUUUUUUUUUUUUUAAGAUUUUAUUUAUUUGACAGAGACACACCGAGAGAGGGGACACAAGCAGGGGGAGU
Messenger RNA from Mirounga angustirostris (Northern elephant seal), 6155 nucleotides. RefSeq names its product zinc finger protein 658B-like. Gene Ontology annotation, biological process: negative regulation of transcription by RNA polymerase II. The record is from RefSeq and is a predicted model, not a curated record. NCBI's taxonomy places the organism in Eukaryota, Metazoa, Chordata, Mammalia, Carnivora, Phocidae. The transcript is spliced from 3 exons. Gene Ontology annotation, molecular function: DNA-binding transcription repressor activity, RNA polymerase II-specific. The coding region runs from base 529 to 3582 and encodes 1017 amino acids.